Molecule: messenger RNA, 3438 nt
Organism: Yamadazyma jaroonii
Lineage: Eukaryota; Fungi; Ascomycota; Pichiomycetes; Serinales; Debaryomycetaceae
Source: the annotation of a GenBank genome assembly
AUGAUAGAAGAUAUAACUCCAUCACAUCCCAAUUUUGAUCGAUCUGGUUUAACAGACAUUCAAUUCAUCGAACAAUUGAUGUUCGAAAUCAGGGAAUUGAAAUCAACCAUCGAAAGGAAAGAUCUAUUAAUUAAAAGUUUACAAGGCAAUUUAAAUGUUGAUCAUUCUAUUAGCCAUAAGAAAUCAUGGGAUAGAUUAUCUGACAAGAAAGCUGAAUCCAAUUCUGAAGAAAGAUCUUUGAAGGAGAAAGAAGCCAAGGAUUUGAAGGAAAAGAAAGAGAGAGAAGCCAAAGAAUUAUUAUUGAAAGAGAAACAAGCAAAAGAAGCUAGAGCGAGGGAAGCUAAGGAGAAGGAAGCUAAGGAGAAGGAAGAAAAGGAAAAAGAAGCAAAAGAAAAGGAAGUAAAAGAGAAACAAGCCAGAGAAAAGGAAGCUCAAGAGAAGGAAGCUAGAGAAAGAGAAUUAAGAGAAAAGGAAGCUCUCGAAUUAAAGGAAAGAGAAGCAAGAGAUCAAGAAGCGAAGGAAAAUGAGAUCAAAGCACAAGAAACUAGAUCAAAGAUUCAACCACAAGAAGAAAUCCCAGAAGAAUUACAGGUAGUUCCUCAAAGAUCAUCCAGAAGAAAAAAACUUGAAGAUAACCAGGAUAAAGAAGCUAAUAAAUUGAAUAAAAUCGAAGAAAGUUCUCAUCAAACUAUCCCAGGGAGAGAAGAAUCUGAAGAAUCAGUUUCAAACAGAUCUUCAGUAUAUUCAGAUGAAAAGAUGGAUACUCAAGAUAAUACCAAUACAACCAUUGAGGUAUCGAUCAAUUCAACUUUGGAUGAUACUGAUAUCGAGAAUGAAUCAAAAUCAGUAUUGACAACUUUGAAAACCAAUGAGACCUUAAUGAUGCACAAAAAUCCAAGUAAUAGUAGUUUCCAAUCAUACAAAUCUAGAAUAAAGUUACCAGUUCAUCUUCAAUCUCAACAAGAUUUCCAUGACAAUACAUCCACAGUUUCUUCACAUGCAUCGGAAGCUAAAUCAAUUGAAGCUUUGAGUAGAAAUAAUUCUCAUCAUAAUGAUAGUGUGUUAAGUCCACAAACAUCCCGUCAAAAUUUAUCUCCUCAAUCAUCAAGAGUUAACAAUCAUCCAUCAUCAAGUGAGGCUUUCAAAAGAGCAUCUUCACCAACUCCUUCAAAUAUCCAAACUCCCCCUUUACCUUCAGAUCCUCCAAAAAUUCCUUUACCUGUAUCACCUGACGAUGCUAAAAGUAUUCUCUCACCAAAAGGCUUAACUCAUAGUAGAACUUUGAAAGAUCUUAAUAUUAAUAACUUAACAUUACCAGGUAAUAAUUAUCCUAGUAAUAAUUCCAAUUCCACAAUCAAUACCAGUAAUAAUAAUUUAAACACCUUGAGAUCACCAGCGGUCGUACAUCAAGAUUAUGACAUACCUAUACCUCAGACUCCUGAAGGCUUUUAUAACAAGGAUAUUAAUGAAUCAAUAAGUAACAUAUCUUCACCAGCACAAACCAAUUAUUCCCAAUCACCAGCACAUUUCAAUCAAGGAUUCUAUGAUGAUUCUAUAAGAACGCCAAUAACCAAUGAUUUCUCUCAAGAUUCAUUCAAACGUGAACCAAGUAAUUAUAGUGGAUCCCAUUCAAAUUUGAAUCCUUCCAGUUAUUCCCAAAAUCAACCCAAUCAGCCAUAUUCUAAUAAUAAUAGAUCAAAUAUGUCAUUUAAUGACGAUGAAAGUUUAUUCAUCAAACCUGAAGAUUUCCAGACAAUUACCAUUAAUAUUAUAAGUACCAUAAGCGUAGGGAACAUUCAACAUCAAAUGAAAAAAUUAGAUGACGUUUACAUCACUAUUAGUGUGAAUGAUAGACAAAGUGGUAAGGAGAUGUGGAGAAUCAGGAAAAGUUAUCCACAAUUGGUUGCUUUUGAUAAUGAAAUUAGACCUGUGGUAGAAUAUUUUGGAUUACCAGUUUUACCUGAUAAAUCCUUAUUUUUUUCAACAACUCCUAAUAAAAUCGAUUUAAGAAAAAAUGGAUUACAAAAUUAUUUCAACACAUUAUUUGUGAUGCCCCAUAUACCUCAUUUAAUUUUGUUCAGAAUUUGUAAAUAUUUAUCAUUAGAUUUUGUUAAUCCUUUAGAUGAUUUCAAAAGUGGAUCAAGAAAGGAAGGAUAUUUAGUGAGAAAGUAUAAAGGUUUGGGUACUAAUUGGAAAGUUAGAUGGUGUCAAGUUGAUGGACCAAUGUUGGAAAUUUACGAUUUCCCAGGAGGUAAUCUAGUUGAGUCCAUCAAUUUGGUUAAUUGUCAAAUAGGCAGACAAAGUAAUGAUACAAUUGCUGAAGAUAAAGGAUAUCGUCAUGCAUUCUUAAUCAUGGAAACGGUUAAGAGCAAAUUAUCAUCAUCAAUGCCCAAACAUUUCUUUUGUGCUGAAAGUGAUGAAGAAAGAGAUGAUUGGGUUGAAAUUUUGAUUGAUUCUACGAAUAAUGAUACUAGUAGUAACGCAAGUAUUGUUGAAGACAGUAAAAGUUUCAAUGGGUCAGUUGAUAAAAAUCUCGAUAAGAGUUUCGCUAGUAAUGAAUCUAAAUAUGAUGAAGAGAUGUUGAAAUCACCUGGAGAUGAUAGAAAAGUAUCAAAGAAAAGAAGUAUUUUCCCAUUCAGAAAGAAUAACAAUUCUAAUAACAAUAUUGCUAGUAAUCAAAUAUUUGAUGCCACUAAUAUUGUUGAUUCUGAAUUAAAUAACACUAUUACGUCACCUCAACAUAGUGAAGAGAUCCAACAUUAUUUAGAUAAAAUGGGACUUGAUGAUACUUCAACGAAAUCAAUCUUUGGUAGAGAAUUGAGUAAAGUUUAUGAAAUUUCACAUCAUGAAUUUUUAGGUAAACAAAUACCGUCAAUCAUAUACCGAUGUGUUGAAUUUUUACUCAGAACUGGAGCCAUCUUUGAAGAAGGGAUCUUCAGAUUAAGUGGAUCAGCUUCAAUGAUAAGACAAUUAAAAGAUUCAUAUAAUAAGAACUUUGAUAUUGACUUAUUUGCUUGUGAGUUGAAACCCGAUAUUCAUACAGUUGCCGGAUUAUUCAAAACUUAUUUGAGAGAGUUACCUCAACCUAUAAUUACAGAGAAGCUUAUGAAUGAAUUGCGUCAUAUAAUUAUGAAUAGAGGAGGUAAUAGUAAUAAUAGUGCUACGGCAUUAAUUCUCAAAGAAUAUAUCAAGAGAUUAGAUAAAAUUCAUUAUGAUACCACAUUUAUAAUCAUCAAAUUCUUGAAAGAAAUCAUCAAUAAUUGUAAUGUUAACAAGAUGAAUUUAAGAAAUGUUUGUAUCGUUUUCGUACCAACAUUAAAUAUUUCUUUAGAUAUUUUAAGUUUAUUAUUGAUUGAUUUCCAUUGUAUUUUUGAAAAUCAAGAUCCAGUUCCUGAUAACCAAAGGGAAAUCAUUGAAUUGAACAUCCCUAACUUUUAA